CUUAGUAGGUAGAUACAGUCGAUAAGAUAAGAACAUCAGCUUAAUCUUAUCUCUUAUCUCUUAUCGCAGGCCUGUCUCAUGCACCGCGCGGUCGAGCUGCAAUCCUCAGUACAAGCUACUCUCCGCCAAACUAAGCUUCCAGAAUCAACGCGUCUUACGCUGCUCUCUUUCAACAAAUAUAACUUGCCGGACGACUUCUAAUUAUAAUAAUUGGAUUCUGGCUUCACUGCGCUUUGAUCGACACAGCUACGAAAUAUGAGCAAACCAGGCCUAUCUUUCGGUCUGAAUUUGACCAAGAAGCCUGGCGCUUCGAAACCCGCACCCCCCAAAAGGAAACCGAUGUUCGGCGACGACGACGGCUCAGACGACGAUGUAAACGGCUCGGCCAACGGGCCUCGUGCGACUACAGUAGCCGAGCUCGACGAUCUUCCGACGCUAUCGUCUAAUACGUCGGACAAGAAGUCGGGGCAGAAAUCGAAAACCGGCCCACCCACGCGACCCCCCCCGGGCAGCAAGAGCAAGAAACCCCAAAUCUCGAUGUACGGGGACCUAUCGAGCUCGCUGGAGUCGCGGAAAUACAAGGAUGCUGCGGAAGAGCUGGACCCUUCGAUAUACGACUACGACGCCGUCUACGAUUCGCUGAAGCCGGAGAAGAAGAAGGACGCGGACGACGCGGAGAGGAAGCCGAAGUACAUGAAGAGCCUGAUGGCGUCGGCCGCGACGCGGAAGCGCGACGCGCUGAUCGCGGAAGAGAAGAAGAUCGCGCGCGAGCGCGCGGAGGAGGGCGAAGAGUACGCGGACAAGGAGAAGUUCGUCACGGAGGCGUACAAGCGGCAGCAGGCGGAGAACCGGCGGAUCGAGGAGGAGGAGCGGCGGCGCGAGGAGGAGGAGGCGCGGAAGAACAAGACGGGCGGCAUGACGGCCUUCUACAAGGACCUGCUGGAGAGGGGCGACCGACAGCACGCCGAGGUGGUCAAGGCGGCGGAGGCGCGGGCGAAGGCCGGCCCCGGCGAGCAGGCGGAGCGCGGGGGGGGGGACGAGGAGAAGGCCAAGACCGACGCGGACGUGGCGCGGGAGAUCAACGCCCAGGGCGGCUCCGUCGCGAUCAACGAAGACGGGCAGGUGGUGGACAAGCGCGAGCUGCUGCGGGGGGGGCUGAACCUGAGCGCGGCGCGGAAGCAGGGGCGGCGCGCGGAGGAGGCGGGGCGGGGGGCGGAGCGGCGGGACGACCGGGACCGGGCGCGCGGGUUCGUCGGCGCCGGGGGCAAGCAGGCGAUGCGCGAGCGGCAGACGCGCAUGCUCGAGGCGCAGCUGGAGCAGGCGCUGAAGCGGUCCCUCGAGGAGGAGGAGGCGGAGCGGCGGGAGGUCGAGCGCGCGGCUAAGAGCCGCAAGACCGAGUCGGACGUCUCGAGCGCGCGCGAGAGGUACCUGGCACGCAAGCGGGAGGCCGAGGAGGCCAAGAGAAAGAAGAAGGAGGAGAGCGGGGCCCCCGAGGAGGAGGGAAAGUCAUGAGGGGAAUCUAUACGCCCGUUCCCGCCAGUCUACCAAUAUUAGACAUCCUUCUCCAGCUAGAUCGUCCCCGGUGUCUGUUCGGAGAGGGAACCAGAAGGAUAGAGAGACAGAGAGAGAGACACCUUUGUAAAUGUACAUAUCUAUGCGCCUGUUGUCCCAAAUACGCCGCCGUGAGAACGUCCUCCCCUUCUUCCUCCUGCUUUUAUCCUGCUUCCUAUUCCCGCCUCCCUAUAGGAUGCUCGUUUGCGGACUAUACACCGAGCCAGGCGUGGAUGAAUAUACCCAUUUAUAUAUGUGUAUGGGUGGGUGGGUGCGUAAGUAGCGUUUGUGGUGGGCGGCCUCGAACGGGUCGGUCGGUCGGUCGGGACAGGCGUGCGUUCGUGUAGCCAGCGGCUCC
This is a messenger RNA of Durotheca rogersii, 1909 nucleotides long. RefSeq lists its product as uncharacterized. The record is from RefSeq and is a predicted model, not a curated record. Gene Ontology annotation, biological process: regulation of alternative mRNA splicing, via spliceosome. NCBI's taxonomy places the organism in Eukaryota, Fungi, Ascomycota, Sordariomycetes, Xylariales, Xylariaceae. Bases 256 to 1512 code for a protein of 418 amino acids. The transcript has a single exon.